CUUUCGCUCUCAGCUGCACAUCAAUCGCGCAUAUGCGCCUCUACCGGGCAGAGUAGAGUGCCACCGUGAAUGGUCGACACUCGGGCCCGAGGACUCUGUGUGCCGUGGCUCGCCACGGAAAUCCAAUCGACCAGCGACGGCUGACCCUUUUCGAGCCGAAAAGGACAGGGGGUCGCGAACGCGUCAAGCAGCAGCCGCAUCUUGCGCAUGCUCCAUCCUCCUCUUCAUCACAUCCAUGACAGCUCAACCCAGCUACGCGCGCAGAAUCAUGACAAAACGAAGCGCACCUUGAUAUGAUCCAGAUCCGGAAGAGCCGCCAUACGACGUCGCAGAAGAAGCGCUUAGAGGCGGUGGUGCAUGCGGCGCCACACCUUGGACCCCGUUGCCAUAGCCCGGUGGCAUUGAAGGAGGCAGACCACCCAUCAGAGGUGGGGGCGCGCCAGGCAUGCCACGACUUGGCGGAGGCGGCUGACCUGGAGGUCCUGAGUUGGGCGAAAGGCCGCCUGAAGCGCCAUAGCCCGUCUGCUGAUACGGCUGCGGAGGAGGCCGAUAGCCACCAUGCCCAGCUACAUGCGAGGAUUGGUUGUUGGUGUGGGGAGGUGGUUGCCAAGCGGGAUAAUCGCGGUUCGGCCCUGGGCCUCCACUGUCAAGCCGAGCACCUGGAGGCGGUCCAGUCACGCUGCCGCUUCUUCCACCGACACCUCUGCCGUAGCCGCCAGACGCAGCACCGCCGCGUUGCGAUGAUGCAUCAUAACCAGCGUAUGGAUGGUGCCUGCGCAUCUUUUUCGUGCUCCUCAAGAGAUCGUCAAUCAAGAUAUUCGUCACGUGGGCUUUCCUUCAGAACGAUCGAGACUUCACCGAGAUCCGACACUUUGGUCAAUCAAUCGCGACGAGGCUGGUUGCCUGAGAAGCGUGUAUGCUCAAUGGUCAACCUGUGCACUCGUGGCCCGAAAUGCGCUGCAACACAGGCACACUCUCUGGAGCUGACCAAUGAAACACCCAGAUCGGCGCGUCAGGGGGAGAGGCGACUUAGGUGUUGCUGCUGGUGACAACGGAUAUGUGCGCCACCUUCUUUCUGUCGAUGUAGCAGGUCUCCUUUGUGUGCGAUGCGUGUCAACGCUAGCCAAUGCUAUUUCACCAAGCGAAGCCGAGCCGGGCUUUGUCAGAAUUCAACGUUGCUUCUUGCUUUCAGGGGUCGUGCGUAUGAUCGAGCAUAAACCGGCAGGCGCCACGUGAGUCUCACACAGCGCGCACUGCAAUUGAGAUCAAGUGACUGCUACUGCGCAAGGGCCGAACAAGAUGAUCUU
Molecule: messenger RNA, 1307 nt
Organism: Ceraceosorus guamensis
Lineage: Eukaryota; Fungi; Basidiomycota; Exobasidiomycetes; Ceraceosorales; Ceraceosoraceae
Exons: 1
Coding region: 294-1049 (251 amino acids)
Source: RefSeq, a predicted model, not a curated record